Molecule: messenger RNA, 5038 nt
Organism: Neoarius graeffei (lesser salmon catfish)
Lineage: Eukaryota; Metazoa; Chordata; Actinopteri; Siluriformes; Ariidae
Gene: arhgef37
Product: Rho guanine nucleotide exchange factor (GEF) 37
Exons: 15
Coding region: 554-2725 (723 amino acids)
Molecular function (GO): protein binding; guanyl-nucleotide exchange factor activity
Source: RefSeq, a predicted model, not a curated record
ACUGUAGUGUUUAGUGUGUGUGUUUGGGACGCACUAUAGUGUUUAGUGUGUGUGUGUGUGUUUGGGUUGGGUUGAGGACGCACUGUAGUGUUUAGUGUGUGCGUGUGUGUGUUUGGGUUGGGGACGCACUUUAGUGUGUGUGUGUGUGUGUGUUUGGGUUGGGUUGAGGACGCACUGUAGUGUUUAGUGACGCUGCGCGUGCAGUUGUGGAAGGAUUCAGAAAGGAAUGUCGCCAGAAGGUGAUGACCUGAGUCACGGUUUCGGUUUAUUCCGCUCUUUACCGGUGUUUAUAAUAACACACUUCGCUAAAUGUGAGCGUUUCACAGGAUUUAAACCAAACAGCGGAAACACUAACAGUAUCCGCAUCCCUGGGAGAACAUGAGGAGCGUGAGGCUGAGUGAAAUGGGCUCCUCUUGGCUGUAGGACUUGGAGAGGAGUGGGCACAACAUUACCAGAAGAAGAGGGUAACCAACACGCUCCAUUGCCGAGGCAGGGAACAGAAGAUCCAGCAGUGACCUGAGUGCCGUCUCUGAAGCUCUCAAGCAGGCCCAGUAUGCAGCGUCGAACUGGAAGGCUAAGCAGUCGAGGAACAUCGGAGGAACUCCCUGAGCUGAAGGAAGUGGCCGGGGAGGUGAGAUGUCAGAUACCAGUGGUGGCUGUGGAAGAUGUGGAUGGAGCUGUUGAGGACUCUGCCGAGAAUGAAGAGGUGAACACAGGGAGAAAGACUGCACAGGAAGAGGCGGCACAAAAGGAAAGGGCGGCUCAGAAGCAGAUCAUGGCCAUACAAGAGCUGGUGGACACGGAGAGGAACUACUUGAAGCACCUGCAAAUUUGUGCAGUUACUAUCCGAGGCAACCUACAGAAGCUAGAGCCUCCGCUAGCCAAUCUUGAUGGAAUGUUCCAGCACAUUGACGAAGUGAUGGACGUGUCCGGCCGACUCCUGAGCAUGCUAGACCAGGCACAGAUGAAGCCCAGUGAUCCUCAGUACCUUGAAACUCUCUGUAGUUCUUUCCUGUCUAUGUCGGAAGACAUAGAGAUGGCAUACAAGGAAUAUCUGGCCAACUAUAAUAAUGUCACAGCCAUAGAGAACAGCUAUAAGCAGAAGGAAGCCCAGUGGCUAGAACUGGUGAAAGUAAUCAAGUCCUCUGUACCAGAUGUGAAUGCCUUCACUCUCAGUUUCUUCUUGGUGAUGCCCGUUCAGAGAAUUGCCCGCUACCCAUUGCUGCUGCAGACCAUACAGAAACACACUGAUACCCAACAUCCUGCCUACUCCCUGCUGGAACGCGCAGCUCACACCACCGUCCAGCUCAACUGGAGGAUUAACGAGUACAAGCGCUUCCGUGAAGUGGCUGAUAAGUACAAGAAGACAGAAAACCUGACCAUGAAAGACAAGAUCAAUCGACUGAGUAGUCACAGCAUUGCUAAGAAGACAGCCAGACUGGGCCAGUACAUUAAGCAUGAAACCGGUAUUGUACCAAAGCAAAAGGAUGAAGAGUUUGAUGCCCUUGCAGGCUUGUUCUUUGUUUUGGAGAAGGGUAUCACAGAGCUGCAUGCCAACAUGGCAGUCUAUCUCGGCCACCUGCAGAGGUUCCUUAGCUAUAGGACGGAGGAAGCCGACUUGGACCUGGAGGGCGAGAAGGCCGCCCUCUUCUCCAAGGAAAUUACUGUCGCACUCAAACAGUGGAUAUUCCCCGUUUAUGAGGCUCGCUUGAAGACUCUAGUAUUCAAGCCAUUGUCUUCUCUACGUGAGCUGAUGGCCGGGCCACGCAACCUGAUCCGCAAGAGGCAGGACAAGCUGCUAGACUUUGAGAUGAUUGAAGAGAAGAGUAGCCUGAGCUAUGAUGAGCAGGCCAUUGCCAACACUUACAAGACGAUCAACACACUGUUGCUUAACGAGUUGCCUCAGUUCAAUGCCAAAGCCUUGCAGCUACUGUGGGCUACUCUGGGUGCCUUCAGCUGCCUGCAAAAGGACCUGGCUAUGGACAUGGAACAGCUCGCCACUAGCUUUACUCAUGAGCUCCCACAUGCUUAUCUGGACAGCAGUGCGUUCUGGGAGUGGGCAGAGAGCUCAGUGCUGGAGGGUGCCAGGAAGCUGGAGACACUGUGUCAGAGUGUUCAGGAUGCGCUCAACGCUCCCAUUGUGCAGCCUGCUAUUGCAGUAUCUGAGAAGCGUCUGAAAGACUUGAUAGGCAGACAUGGCACAAAAAAGCUCUACCAGCUGACCGGGCCUGUGGUGGCUACGCGUGACCUCGACCUCACCCUGAACACAGGCGAGCUGGUGGCUGUGAUCAGUGAAAUGGACACGCGAGGGGAUCGACGCCGCUGGCUGGUGGAUGCAGGAGGUCCCAAGGGUUAUGUUCCAGCAUCCAAGCUGACUCACUACAACCACAUUGCCAUGGCACAGCCGCCUCCUUCCCCAUUCCUCGAUGCCACAUCCAGUGGUCCAGGAACAAGGAGACACUCGUACACACCGGGAAUUCAGCCCACCAUCACCAUGACUACGCCCUGCUUCCAGGUGUUCGCGGGGUAUGACUUCACAGCACGGAGCAGUCAUGAGUUGUCUCUGCGGGCUGGGGAACCGGUGCGUGUACUGGAGUCGCACGAUAAGCGGGGCAAUGCCGAGUGGAGUCUGGUGGAGGUGCGAGGUCAAAAAGGCUAUGUCCCCUCAAACUACCUCACCAUUCUGCCUUCAGUGGUGGCAUCACCCACCCUGCCCUACCAAUAGAAUCUACCCACCACAGUAUAUCUGCAUGUGCACUCCAAACACACCCACACACACACUGGUCACCCUGUGCACACACUUUUACUGAAGGGCUCUCCAUGUGCAAGUGGGCAGGUGAUGAUUCUGCUGUCCAGUCUGCGAAUUGGAGUGGUGCUCGGGCCUCAUCAGGAGUCUCGUCUGCAGAUCGGCUCUGUUUAAAUCUGCUGCAGAGCGAGCUGUUUGUCACAGCCACGCUACCAGGUGGAGAUGAGCUGUGUGGCACUGAUGGAGUGUGUACUGUGUGGGCCUAACAGACUCUUCAGCAGAAUUAUUUCUCUCUGCAAAUCGCUCUCUGACUGAGCACCGUGGAGGGCGUAGCAUGACGGAGUGAGAAGAUGAAGGGUGAUGGACGGGUUCUGUGCCUCGAGCCCUACUCUGCAAUAUCUGUCUCUGACUCUCGGAGGAACUUAGGAACCUUGAGCUUUGGUGUUGAAUGUGGAUCUGAAGGCAGGAGCAUAAACCUGACUACCAUGCAGAAGGGGAUGUAAUCUCUAUUUGAUGACUGGAUGAGAUUGAGCUUUAUUUAUUUAUUUUUUUUAAACACCGUGACAGUGUUGUUAGCGUCACAUUACCAGGCUCACUACUGAUGGUUUUUAUUUGAACAGAAUGUAAAAUAAUUCCUGAGUGAAAUAAAUAGAAGGUACUGGGAUGGUUUUGUAAUUGGGACACUGGUAUAUGGAAGUGUGUAGUUUUAAAACUGGAAUUAUGUGUACAUGUCAACCUAUACGGAAUAUACGGAUUCUUUAAAAAAAAAAACUUCAAUAUUUAUUUAGAGCUAUAAUCAAUUCUCACGAUGAUAAGAGCGCAUAACAUUUACAAACGUACUGUACACCACAGAAAGCACAAACAGCCAGUAAAGAGUCUUAUGAAAUCGUGCGUUAUCUUGUGGUAGCGAGACUUCGUUCCACUUUUGAUCAUGUGCACACCACAUUGCGAGAAUCCCGCCAACCGGGAAGUAACAUUUUGUUUGAAACGCGCAUUUCCACCUGAGCGACUUUCACUAGCGACUGAAAAGAUUCUGAAUGGGCACUCCGUCAAGAUCAACACAGACACUUGCUGUGACAUGCAGCCUAGUGAGGUAUUAGUGCAGAGUGCUAAAAAAAGCUGUCAUGGAGUACAAUUCAGAACAUUAGAGUGACACUUUGUGUUUUUGUCAAACAUUGGAGCUUUGUAUUCAUUCUGAAGGUUUAUUGUUAUUAAUAUUGAAUAAAAAGUAACUUGGCUAUAUCAUUGUUAAUUAUCAUUCAAAUUUUAGGUAAAUUAUUUUAAUUUGCGGGUGGCAUGGUGGUGUAAUAGUUAGCGCUGUCGCCUCACAGCAAGAAGGUCCAGGUUCGAGACCUGUGGCUGGCGAGGGCCUUUCUGUGCGAAGUUUGCAUGUUCUCCCCGUGUCCGCGUGGGUUUCCUCCGGGUGCUCCAGUUUCCCCCACAGUCCAAAGACAUGCAGGUUAGGUUAACUGGUGACUCUAAAUUGACCGUAGGUGUGAAUGGUUGUCUGUGUCUGUGUCAGCCCUGUGAUGACCUGGCGACUUGUCCAGGGUGUACCCCGCCUUUCGCCCGUAGUCAGCUGGGAUAGGCUCCAGCUUGCCUGCAACCCUGUAGAACAGGAUAAAGCGGCUACAGAUAAUGAGAUUUUAAUUUGCAUCUUAUACGGAUUUUAUAAGGGAAAUACGUAUUUUGGAGGUUGGUUAUACAGGUUUGAUUGACCAAAGGUUGACAUGUAUGAUUAUGAAUUGUGAAAUAUUUACUUCAUUUUCACACUGGAUUAGCACUGCAUUGUAAUUGGGUUUUUUUUUUGUCCCCCCCCCACUGCGUUACACUGACUUACCUACUGAGCAUUUUGUGUAUCUGUUGCAUCGAAUGCAGAGAGAACACCCAGCCUGCUGCAGUGUCUGCCCAUCUGCAGCUACUCUAGCACUCCACUAGGGGCAGCACAGUUCCAUUCUCACAGCCUCUCUCUUCACUGGAAUUAGCUGAUUCUGUCUACUGGUUUACUCAGAAGUAAUCACAGACUCUCUCUGGUGUCCGGUGUUGUGUGGAAUUGCUUUGUGGCCAAACUCAAAGAACUGUAGCUUCUGGUUUAAGCAUUACCUCAGUUAAUAUUGAGCUUUAAACCAAGUGGUAAAAUAAUCUUUGGACUCCUUUUGAGAAGCAAUAUGUCUUGUUCAAUGGUACAGUUUUACUCUGAUCCUGGAAUCUGUUUUAAUUUAUUUUACCUUAAGUUUAAGGACAAGAAUAUCAGAUUGCUUAUAACUUAUUAAAUUGUCCAAUUGCUCAGAA